Molecule: messenger RNA, 2844 nt
Organism: Styela clava
Lineage: Eukaryota; Metazoa; Chordata; Ascidiacea; Stolidobranchia; Styelidae
Product: peroxisomal carnitine O-octanoyltransferase-like
Cellular component (GO): peroxisome
Molecular function (GO): carnitine O-octanoyltransferase activity
Source: RefSeq, a predicted model, not a curated record
AUCAGUCAUACUAUGAUUGCUAAGACGAUUUUACGUAGACAUUGUACGUCAAAAACUAUUUUGUUUUGGAGGAACCUUGUUUCUGUAUCCGAUGCACAGCAGAUGAAAAUGGAAUCAGCUUUUAUUGAGAAAGACCCUGAUCCAACAAAACGCACUUUUGGGCAGGAUGACAAAUUACCAUCACUUCCAUUACCAAAGCUAAAUGAAACUAUCCAGAAAUACAUGGAUUCUUGCAAAGCAGCUGUCACUAAAGAAGAUUUUGUAAACACUCAACAAAUUUCUGAGAACUUUGUAAAAAAUGAAGGAGUACAGCUUCAUAAAUCUCUUCUGGAAAGAAGUCAAGUUAGAAGAAACUGGAUGGAUGAAUGGUGGACUGAUGCUUACUUAAAAUUCCGUGGAGUGUCCGGAAAUCUCAAUUUUACUGGAAUCCCUGUGUUUAGUUUUUGGCCAGUUGAUACAUCAGAUCAGCUCAAAAGUGCAGCAUGGCAAUUACACUUUGUGAUGAAAUAUUGGUCUCUGCUGCGGGAGGAAAAGUUGAAACAACAAAAAGACCGUAAAGGAAAUAACUUCUCAAUGUAUCAGUUCAGGUUCUUAUUCAAUACCUGUCGAAUACCAUAUAAAGAAACAGAUGAAUUGUUCAAUUGUUUUAAAACAAUUUAUGAGGGUGACUGUCCAACACAUGUUAUUAUUUUUUAUCACAAAAGAAUAUAUAAAAUAGCAAGCAUCUCCAAUAAAACAGGGCAAAUAUACACUCCCAGUCAAUUUUAUAAAGUUGUUUCUCAAAUCGUGGAAGACAAAGAAAGUGGUGAAGGUAUUUCUACACUGACUGAACUAGAUAGGGAUACUUGGGCUGAUGCUCGAUCACAUCUGAUUGAACUAUCUCCUCAAAACAAAAAGAAUAUUCAUGACAUUGACACUGCAUUGUUUUGUUUUAAUUUAUCUGAUGAUUCUCCACAGAGUGACACAGAUUUGCUUAGAUGUGGUGCUACAAUGUCCUAUGGAAACAGAUGGAUGGAUAAGUUUAAUUAUAUCUGCACUAAGAAUGGUAAAUUUGUAGUUCAUGCCGAUCAUACACCAUUAGAUGGAAUGGUUUUUGUGACGAUGAUGGCCUAUAUUGAAGCAGUGCUACAAGAUAUGAAGAAACAGAAGUUGUUGGAAUUAUGGAAUGCUGAUCAAAGUCCAGUUGAUUCUCCUGUUGAACUGACUUUUGUUGUGAAUGAAAAGCUUAAAAGCUGGAUUGAAGAGGCAUCAAAAAUAGCUGAGAAUCUGAACCUAAACUUUGAUUGUAACUUUUUCAACUUUCAACAGUUUGGAAAAAAAGCAUUGAAAAAACUGAAAAAUUUUUUUCAGAUUCAUCCUUGCGGAUUCGUACAGAUUUGUAUUCAACUUGCUUAUAUGAGAAAACAUGGCCAUCCUGCUCCUACUUAUGAGACUGCAACAACUCGAAUCUUUUAUCGUGGAAGAACAGAGACCAUACGCACUUGUACCUCUGAAGUUGUUGAAUUUUGUGAGGCAAUGAUUUCUGAUCUUCCAAACAAGAAAGAGUUGUUCAUGAAAGCCUGUAAAAAAUAUGUUUGGUUGAUGGAGGAAUGCAAAGCAGGAAGGGGAUGUGAUCGAUAUAUGCUUGGUAUUGCUGCCAUAGCUAAUGAAAAUGGGGAAAAGCUACCUGAAAUAUUCUCUGAUUCUUCAUUCGAAAAAUCUGGAGGAAAUGGAAACUUUAUUCUUUCAACAAGUUUUUCAGGAUAUGCUAACGCUGCAGGAUCAGCUAUGCCAAUGCGUGAUGAUGGAUAUGGUGCAUUCUAUAAAAUAAAUGAUGACCAUAUGACAUUUGUUAUCACAGCAAUGAGGAGUGGACCAGAAACGGAUGCAAAGGACAUGGCACUACAUAUUGGGAAAGCUUUGCAAGAUGUUUAUGACUUGAUGGUUGAUUAUUAUCCCAAUUUGUAAUGUUCAAUAUCUAAACAGAUAUCAAUAUCUAAACAGAUAUUGAAUACAUUUAAUAUCAAUUUGUGGAUUACAUGAUCUUGUAAAUGUCUUGAUUUUUUAAUAACAAAACUAUGUGCUUUAUUUCUAUAUUGUUUUACUAAUUGAUUGGUCAAAUAGCUUGUUUGCUUUGAAUCUUCUUCUUCAUACAUCACUCAUUCAUUAUUCUGCUGGUUAUAUUUUGUUUUAAUCAGAUUAUUACUUACAGGGAAAGCUCACUGUAACAUCUAUAGAUUGUAAAACUUCAAUUAUCCUCUACUGAAAAGGUGUGAAUUAAGAAGUAAUAUCAGUACCAUAACUUCUGAAACUUAUUUUUACAUUCCUUGAUUUGAUGAAUACAAUAUCUGUGCUCCAUACUGUACUGAAAUUUCUUCAAUAUAUAUAUGUAUUGUGUACUAGUUACCACAAUUAGAACUAACUAUUCCGAUUCAUUUUAACUCUCUUAAAGUGCUGCUUGCUGAAUUUAAAUGUUUUUAGUAAUGUAUUUAUAUAUCAUACCUAAUGCAAUCUUUCAUUUUUAAUUAUCUAAAAUGAUUCUUAAUAAUUGACUGUGCAAUUUAUAUAAUGUAGCAAAUGUUGUCUGUCCUUUCCAAUAAUGUAUGCAAUAAUUUUUAUGUAUAAUUGAUGCUAUAUUGAAGUCUGACACAAUUUUGUAUUGACCAUUUUGAACCAUCAGGUUGUUAAUGAAUGUCUUUCGACGGCUAGAACUUAGUUAUUUUAAUACGAUUUAUUCUAUACAAUCAGAUAAAUUCAAUAUAAUCCUCACACGCUACUUUAUUUUAACAAUAAUGAGAAAGCAAUUAGUAAAAAUAUUCGUUUACCAACAUAAGAACAAAAUGCCAAAAACGUCGAUUUAUUGGA